UUGGUAGGGGACUAUAAUUCCUCAUUUUAUUUCAUGCUUGCGCUGCCCUCUUUGCUGAGCCCAAGGGGCGGAACCUUUUGCAAGCCGACCGAGGCACCGUGUCACUGGCUGCACGAUCGAACGCUUUGAUUGAAAUCCCCUCGAUGAUGCGAGGGGGGAGGCUGAGGGGAUGGAUCUAUACUUCGUAGUUGUCCCAAUACAGGAAACUAACUCCAACAGCAGAGACAGCGAGAGUUUUUUGCUUGGAACGAUCAGUUUGAACGCUUCGAUUUUUAUGGAGCGCAAGUUGCACUUGAUUACGCUGUCGGUGUGAAGGGAGCAGCAGAUGUUGAUCAACCGGCGCGCCAUCGACAAAAUGGGCAGGCUGUUAAUUCCUCUUUAUCUGUGUCUCCAUCUCGUCGAUUCGUCUGUUAUUACAGUCCUCAUUCAACCAAGAUCAACCAUCCUACCUUGGUCAGAGCCAGAACAGUCUUAUCAGUUGGAUGACAUCAUUGCUAAUGAGACAAUUCGAGUGGAUCACGUGAUUCACGAAAAAGAUCUUAUUACGUUCUACAGAGACGUUUACCUGACCAGUCCUAAACCACUCAUCUUCAUCGACUUACGUCAUCACGUCUGCCCAUUUGACAUCUUCCCGAAACGUCUGCUUGCUUACGUCACGAGGUCCCUCAAGAAAUGUCCUCACCUAAGCCAGGAGACCCAGGGGGCAAAGGUGGAGGUCACGACCCAGGCUCUCCAGCUUCUAGACUUCCUGUCGGAGUUUCUGGUGUCGUGGGACAGUGCGGCCACCAAGCAGGACCGCGAGGGAUUUGCCCUGCUGUUUGAUGAGACAGGGGAAGAUUACUUUUUACUGCAACACAGGAAAUUGCACAAAAAGCCCAUUUUUGAGAUUACGCUUCCUUUGUACAACUGUAGCAGUUCAAGUCACGUGACUAACCUGGCUGCCAACACAAACACCAAGGACGUUGUUGUGAUAGCCCAGGCUGAGUGUAUCCACGAGCUUCUCAUGGCGGUGUCACUGCUACGUCUUCCACCGACCAGGUUCCGGUGGUUGCUCUACUCAACUGAUGACAACAGCGUCAAUUGCAAUGACUCGCUGGACAUGUUUUGUGACGUCAUCAAGCCUGUGCUACUGACAGAACGCGAUAAGCCUAAAAAUCGACUUGUCUUCACCGCAGAGAAGAUUCUCAGCUACGUCCACUCAGGAAUAAAUAUAUACACUAAAGGAAAAAAAGGUGAAUGGUUUCCAUCUGCGUGUCAAGAAAACUGUGCAGUAAACUGCUCCGAAUGUCAGGAGAUCUUCCAACAAGGACUUGGACAGAUACCAGGCCAGGAAUUCGAUGUGUUCAGAUAUCAGUCUGAUGAUGCCAGCGCCAAGGAUUCGAUUAUCUUUGAUCUGCACCGACUUUUGCCUAAUGGGCAGAGAUAUAUUGGCAACUGGUCCAAGGAUUUGGGACUUGACAUGUCGGAGCUCGCCUACCCCGCCGACUUCAUAGACUCCAGGCUCACUGUCGUUGUCGUUGUGGAGCCGCCGUUUGUGUUUCGGAAUGACAGUGGCGGUGGAGUCCCGCGUUACUAUGGCUACAGUAUGGACGUGUUGGACGAGAUCUCGCGACGCGUGGGAUUCUCGUACACCGUGCGAGAGUGUGACAGAGGUGGUUAUGGUGUCUUGAAAAAUGGCGAAUGGACGGGCUGCAUCGGCAAUGUCGUCAGAGGGGAAGCAGAUGUGGUGCUAGGGGCGUUAACUGUGACUGCGGAGAGGGACAGAGUUGUGGAUUUCAGUUUACCUUACUACGACUUUGCAGGCAUACAGAUCCUCAUGAAGAGACAGGCGGCCGAGAUAAAUUUGUUCUACUACGCUAACGUCUUCACCACCUUCGCCUGGUGUUGUUUGGGUGCAGUCGUGGUGGCUACAAGCCUUCUUCUGUACGCAUUCGAGAAAUUUACUUCCCCUGGCUACAGGAAGGGACAGUAUUCAGAAAAACCUACCCUUCGAUCUACGAAUACUUCUGUCCCUUUGACUAUGUUCACCGUCUCCAACGGCUCUGUGGCAUCAAGCGUGGGAACUGAGCAUCGCAGUGUCGACGACCGUACCUCUACCACGACCACUACCACAGAUGAGUGAGUUAAUGCGGAAAUGAAACAUCUCACAUUGGAAGCGUUAACGUUUUAUAACAUUAUAAACUCAUAUAUGAAUACCUGGUCAGUGGAGACAAAAUGUUAGUUGAAGCAAAAAGGUGUCGGUGUCUCAUAAUAUUACCAUACCUCAUCACAAAAAAAAUGCAUUUCCUAAUAGUAGACUAUCAUUUUUCUUAUUAUUCUAUCUUUUCUCAUCCCAUUUA
Messenger RNA from Aplysia californica (California sea hare), 2339 nucleotides. RefSeq lists its product as uncharacterized. Gene Ontology annotation, cellular component: membrane. The record is from RefSeq and is a predicted model, not a curated record. Lineage: Eukaryota; Metazoa; Mollusca; Gastropoda; Aplysiida; Aplysiidae. The transcript is spliced from 12 exons. The coding region runs from base 326 to 2122 and encodes 598 amino acids. Gene Ontology annotation, molecular function: glutamate-gated receptor activity.